UAAACCAAGAUGCGCUCCCUGUCUCUGAUCUGUUUAUUCUUCGGCCUGGUCUGGGCCCAAACGACUCCAUCGGGCGAAGAAGACAGCACCGCAUCGGACAUUGCAUUCUCGCCGUUCAUUGUCACCGAUGGCAAGUACGCGCUGGGCACCUUUGCCAAAGUAAACUGGUACCAGGCCCAGGCCACCUGUGCCUCCUACGGUUACACUCUGGUCAGCAUCACCACGGAGAGCGAUCAGCGGGCGGUGCGCAAUUUCCUGUACACCCGCGGCAAUGCCCAGCUACCGCUGCUGGACGCACCCUUGUGGACCUCGGGCACGGAUCUGGCCAAUGAAAACACCUGGAUUUGGUUCAGCAAUGGACGCAGCUUCACCUAUCGCAACUUCCAGAACGGUCUGAGCUACUAUCCCAGCUCCAACAAAAACUGCAUAGCCGUCUAUGCCAUCACUGGUGCCUGGGUGAACGAGGACUGCAGCGAGCAGCGCUACUUUGUCUGUGAGAAACGUUGCCUGUUCGAGGACUAGACUAUGUGUCCAAGCAAUAACGGUGUUGGCUUCUAAAUAUGUACAAGCAGCAAUAAAAUAAUCAGCAGCAAAACAGAA
Drosophila guanche is the source of this 600-nucleotide messenger RNA. RefSeq names its product macrophage mannose receptor 1. The record is from RefSeq and is a predicted model, not a curated record. Gene Ontology annotation, biological process: biological process involved in interspecies interaction between organisms. The transcript has a single exon. Gene Ontology annotation, cellular component: external side of plasma membrane. The coding region runs from base 10 to 522 and encodes 170 amino acids. Gene Ontology annotation, molecular function: carbohydrate binding. Lineage: Eukaryota; Metazoa; Arthropoda; Insecta; Diptera; Drosophilidae.